Molecule: messenger RNA, 8149 nt
Organism: Syngnathus typhle (broad-nosed pipefish)
Lineage: Eukaryota; Metazoa; Chordata; Actinopteri; Syngnathiformes; Syngnathidae
Gene: il6st
Product: interleukin 6 cytokine family signal transduce
Exons: 16
Coding region: 228-2912 (894 amino acids)
Biological process (GO): cytokine-mediated signaling pathway
Cellular component (GO): external side of plasma membrane; signaling receptor complex; membrane
Molecular function (GO): cytokine binding; cytokine receptor activity
Source: RefSeq, a predicted model, not a curated record
CUCUGCGUUCAUAUGUAGUUUGUCCCUCCGUGACUUGUGAGAUCUAAUGGGGCUUACGACACUAUGUUUCGUUGACGGGAAACGGGUGGUCCUAGUACGGCCAGUAGCGCAGACCUGAACUCAAAGAUGGGACGUUCACAACUUGUUUUAAUAGUUUUUCGACUUAAAUAACGUUAAUGAGAUAGUAAGAUCGUACAUGGACUAAUACUGACACGAUUUAGCCCAUUAUGACCAUGGUGUCGGCAAGAAUGCUCCAGCUAUUUGUGCUUGCAUUUGUGGCUUCGGCUUCGUCCUCAGCAGAAACUGGAAGCCAUUUGGUGAUAACACCGCAGUCUCCAGUGCUACAGAUUGGAACUAACUUCACAGCUACAUGUGUGAUCAUUGACACAAUUGAAGCCACAUCAGAUGACCUGUACUGGAAUCUUUCCAAGACCAUUAUCCCAAGAAAUCAGUACACUAAGAUCAACGAGUCAGCACUUAGUGUCACCAUUCCAGUCGAAAAUGAGGAGCCAGAAUGGUUAUUUUGCCACUGCAAGGAAAAGUCUCCCUAUGUUUUCAUAAACAAGGGCAAAUUUAUUCAUGGGAUCCUCCUAAAAAAAGCCUACUCUCCAGAGAAACCUAAGAAUGUGACCUGUAUUGCAAUUCAGGAGGGGCAUUAUAUUUCAAAAGACUUCAAAUGCUCUUGGGAACCAGCAGAACACCAGACCAAGGAAAUGCCAACAAUAUAUACAUUACAUGUUGAAGUCAUCAUGGUCAAUCAGGCCUACAACGUGUCAACGGAAGAAAACACUGCUACCGUGACAAUGAAUAGUUUCCCAAAUCAUUUGGCCCUGGAGAUUUGGGUAGUGGCUCACAAUGAACUGGGAACUGUAGAGUCUGAACGUCUGAAACAAGAGGCUAACUGGUUUGCCAAAACAAACCCCCCAUCAGAUGUUGAAGUCUUUUCAGAAAAUACAUUUCCCACAUCCCUUCUCAUAAACUGGAAACAUCCCAUACCUAAACAAAUGAUUGCAUUAAAAUACCAAAUAAGGUAUUGCCAAAAUGGAUCUCACAGUUGGAUUAAUGUACCUGAUGUUGAUAUUGCCAAAGAGACAGAAUAUUUUAGACUCCAAAAGCUGCAACCCGACACAGUUUAUACAACUCAAGUGCGCUGUAAACGUGUCAACGAGGAAUCUGGGUAUUGGAGCAACUGGAGUGCCAACGUUACCAAGAAAACAUACGAAGAUAGACCAAGGAGUAAACCGGAUUUAUGGACGAUAAUUACUGAAGGUGAAUGCAUUAAUGAGCGUCAAGUGACGUUUAUAUGUAAGAAUCCUGUGUUUUCCAAUGGAAGGAUAACGAGCUACAAUAUAAAGAUUCAAACACAAAAGGAAAGUGUGAUGAAUAGAAAUACGUCGUGGGAAAAUAUUCCUGUCAAGGCUAACACCUUCCCUCGCCUGAAGUUCACUGUCUUAAAACAGAUGACUCUGCUGGACAAUAUGACUGCUCGAGUGUAUGUCAGUGCCAUCAAUUCUGUGGGGAAGUCUCCUCAGGCAUCACUCGGUAUCCCAGAGAAAGCACUUGAUCUCGAUCCAGUGCAGGGGCUUAGAGUGCACCCACAAGGUGACCAACUUUUACUCAAAUGGAAUCAUCCCAACAAUACCGCUGUUACACAGUAUGUCGUGGAGUGGGUUAGUGCUAAUGACAUGGACUGGCAGAGGGAAAACAAAAGUACCCAACAAACAACCAUAAAAGGCAUCCUAGAGAAGUUUCUUUGCUACAACAUAUCUGUGUAUCCCAUAUAUUCUGGAUGGACAGGAAAACCAGCAAGAGUAGAAGCUUUUCUCGAGGAACGAGCUCCUUUGGUCGGCCCCUCUGUUCGACUGAAUGGUAAACCAGGACGAAAUGAAGCAGAGCUUGUCUGGAAUGAAAUUCCUCAAAAUCAACGACAAGGCUUUAUCACAAACUACACAAUUUUCUAUUCAAGUGGAACUGAAUUCUCAACAAUCACUGUUCCUGCUAAUGUAACCUCAUGUGUGCUGACUUCACUGUCAGCUAACACCAAGUAUGAUGCCUGGAUCAGGGCAACCACCAAUGGAGGCUCAACAAAUGGUACAAACCACUCUUUUACCACCCAGAGAUACGCACCAGGGGAGAUUGAGAUGAUUGUGGUUGGAGUUAGUCUUGGCUUUCUCUUUGUGAUUCUCUUAACCAUGUUGCUGUGUGUCUACAAAAAAGAUGUGAUAAGGAAGAAUUUAUGGCCUUGGAUCCCAAACCCCAGAAAGAGCACCAUUGGAGACUGGUCCCCUGACUAUCCUUUAAAACCGGAGACACCAAAGGAAAACUCUCUGUCUGGCAUCAGUGUGCUUGAUGUGGAUGUAAGUGAUGGAAAAUCUGUGUCUGAGGAAGACAAAAUGAGCCUGGCUCUCAAGAAGGACAAAUAUCUGUCUGAGGAACACAGCAGUGGUAUUGGAGGCUCCUCUUGCAUGUCCUCACCUCGUCAGAGUGUGUCUGACAGCGACGAGGGUGCUGACAUUGCUGACACCACUGCCAGCACUGUUCAGUACUCUUCAGUGGUAGCCUCUAAUGGCUACAAAGGCCAGAUCCCGAGUGCUCAACCUCAGCAGCUCAUUUUUUCCCGUUCAGAGUCCACACAACCACUCCUGGACUCUGAGGAGAACCCAGACCUUUUAGUGCAGGAAGGCAACAAAGCUUCCCAACCGUUCUCACGACUGCCUUGCUUCACACACAGCGAAUGGAACCAAGACAAUGGCACCUUUCCUGAGUCAAACCACCUGGAGGAGGAGCCACACCGAGUGCUGUUGCCGCUGGACACGUGUACCUCGGGAAAAGACAAUCAGCAGAAAACACUUACAGGUGGCCAAUCUCUCUCCAGCUAUAUGCCACAGCUUGGUGGCUAUAGGCCACAGUAAGAACACGUGCAGGAGAUUUACAAUAGAUCUGCCGGUGUUAAUGUUGCAUGGUCAUUUCAAGUUUUUGGUGAUCGCAAAAGACUAGUUCUGUUCUGUGUUCGCUCUCAACUAACCAGAACUAAUCUUUUCAAGAAUAAUAGUGAUGUAUCGAGUAUAUUCCAGUUGACAACACUUUGAUUAUACUGUUGAAUUCAGAACAGCAAUAUGUCGGAAUGAUCACUGGAAGCCAUGCGCAAAUGCCUAUACAAAUCCCUCAAUAUCAAAGUUUGUCUGGUAGUAAAGAUGUAUGCAUGGUUGCCCUGUUGCUAUGUGUAUUUUAUACAGUGGAACCUCAAUUCAAUGGACUAAGUAGUGGAAGGGGUUGUCUGUUAGAGCCAAUUGUUCAUUACACCUAAGUAAUUUUUUUUCUCGUGCUAAAAACCACACAAUGCAGUACAAAAAAUUGUUUUACUGUUUUUGUAGCUUAAAAAAUCCCAGUAAAACAUUAUAGUAAAUACUAUAAAUAUAUAUAUAUAUAUAUAUAUAAAAAACUUCAAACUGUUUAAAAAGUAUUCAAGUUGAUCCAAACUUUCCUUAUUGAUGCUUGGGGAAGGAUAUUGGUGGGUGGUCACAGUCGAGAGCCACAAUGUUACUUUAUCACCUCCCUUACAAUUGCAUUUAAUUAAAUGCCAUUGAUAAGGUCGUUACAAAUAAAAUCAAUGUAUUAUACCCCGUCCCCCCAAAAAGCAUGUUCAAUAGACAUUUGCACGACGAGCACAAAAAAAUCAUUGAGCAUGUACAUAUUACACGUUCCUUAUGAGUUGUGUGCUUUCAGUGAUGCAAAUCUAAUCUCCAUGCUCUGUGUUUCCAUUGAAGAAAGUAUGGCACGGUUAAGAACUCAACAUGAACGCUUAAUUUGCACAAAACAUGUUAGGACAAGUAAUUUAAAAUCGCUUUUAAAUAAAAGUACCGGAAUUAGUGAUACCGACGCCAGUAUUUACUUGGUAUUGAUCGAUACCAAAAUCUCAGGUAUCGCGCAGCUUUUGCUUUUGUUGAGAAAAUUGUCAUGGCCAACAUGGCCGCCACAUGCUACAAGUCUUUUUAUCUCUGACAACCCAGCUCUCGUGGGAAACGUGUGACGAGUUUGUCUGUUGACCCCUACAUCAGCGCUGUUUACCAUAUUUUCCAGACUAUAAACCGCUACUUUCUGCGCAAUGCAGCUUACCUAUGGUUUUUCAUGAUUUUUAUGAUGUUGUAUAAUUUGUGCAUAUUCGCUUAUAUAUGGAAAUUAAACAUUAAAACACCCGCAGCUUACAGUCCAGUGGGGCCUAUAUAUGAACAAAGCAGGAUUUUCCCCAAAUUUUAGCUGGUGCGCCUUAUAUUCAAGUGCGACCUAUAGUCCAGAAAUUAGGGUACUUGCGCUGUGGUCAUUAACAGACUGUGAAAAAUACUUAACAAAGUUGCAUUUUGAGUUGACUGGACUAGAUUUUAUGUCCAGUUAAAUUGAGGUUCCAUUGACUAGGCUUAGCCCUUUUGAGAUGACACAUGGUCUAACUGGGGACUUUCCACCCAUACCUGGAGCACUGCAUCGGCACAUUAGAUAUCCUUCAUUAACCCUUUAAAGUUCCCACCAAGAAAGAAGCAGUAGAAAAAAAAAAUGUUUUGCAUGUUUUACUUCCUUUAGGCACUAAUAAUAACAAUCAAUGCUGUUUUCAACAUACCCACCAUUUUUUUUUAAUAUAAGCCUCUAUCAAAUGGUAGAGGUGCCUCUUUAUGGUAAAGGUAAAUAUGUAAUACAUUGUUUAGAUGUAUUUGCAUUUAACUGAAAAAAAGUGUAUUUUAUCUUACGCUUAUCUCUUAACUAGUUUUGGUUUAUUGUUUAGCACAUAUUAUUAUAUCAAUAACUGUGCAAGGAGGGAGACGAAGCCUAGGGCUUGUAAAGAGCCAAUUCCAACCCUUAAUGCUGAGUGCCAACCAGGGAGGCAAUGGGUCCCAUUUUUACAGUCUUUGGUAUGACCCGGCCGGGGUUUGAACCCACAACCUUCCAGUUUCAGGGCGGACACUAACCACUAGGUCACUGAGCUAUGAACAACUAUGAACUUGAAAUAGAAUAAAAGUUGAAUAUGUAAACAAACAAAAAAUCACCCUUGCAAUAGCAAGUCUAAAAUACAAAUAGAAAUAAAAAGUAGGACGGUCUUUCUUUCUUUGAAAAUGAAUAACUGAACAAUUGACAGAACAUGAGAAAUUUUCCCCUAUAGGCUAAAGACGAGGUUUGAAGAUAAAGAGGAGCCACGAUAUUCCGACUCUCACUCCAGAAGGCCACAUUACAUGUUCUGUGGUAACAAAAAUAGCCGAUCAACAGCUCAAAAAGUAUUUGAAUUUCCCCACAUGUCCCACACAUGCAAUACUUCUGUCCCUAAUCCCAGCCCUCCCCAAAAACUUUGGAUUGAUUAUUCAUUUGCGGUGGUAUGCCACAAAGCUUUGUUGCUUGUCGUUGAGGCACAGAGAAACAUUGCAUUUCUCGCAUUUCCACCAGGAGACCCCCUUUGGGCAGAGAUGGCACCUGUUCCGCAUGUCACUGUGGAGUGGCCAGUGUCCCAGGUUGUCAUUCCGCACGUCUGGCUGUGCGGUGGUCGGCCAGCUCUGGAUGCUGGCUUGUUGACUUGUUUCAGGGUGUGGCCUACUGCCAGGCGGAAUCAUUUCAGGCAGAAUGGUUUGCUCUUCAGUAGGCCACAUUCCCUCUUGUAUACUAGCCAAGCAUUUGCAAUGCAUAGGUCAAUGGCGUAGCCAAAGAAAGGGAAGUACCAGCGCCUAGAUUUUGCUGGCGUCUUGUAGAGAUGCACCAGCAUGUUGGAUAGAUCGAUGCCUCCCAUAUGUGCAUCGUAAGCCAGGAUCAAUGAUGGGCAUGGUACGUCGACUUUGGCCUUGGCCUCUUUGCUCCACCGCUUGACGGUUGCUCAAUGCCAGAGGCAUUGCUGAGAAGGUUGACACAUUUGUAAUCAUACCAUUUCACUGCUAUCACCCCCUCCGUAGACCUGUAAUCAAAAGCACCACGUCCUUUCUGCAUCAAGUCUUUAUCUGACAUCAAUGGUGCUCCACCACUGCGGUUUGAUCUGAUCGUGCCGAUGCACUUUAUUCCCAGCGUCGUUUGCAGGUUCUGCAGCAAGGCGAAGCUGGUGAAAUAGUCACAGAAAAUGACUGAAAGUUGUGGCGGUGUGAUCAUCUUGCACAACGUUGUCACCACUUUGGCCCCUAGAUUCAGUGCCUGCUCCUGCUCACUUUGGUCAACAUUGAAGAAGGUGGAUGCCCCUUGAUAAAGCAGUAGAUCAUGGAUUAUCCCACAUGAACUGGCACGACAGAACAAUUUAAAGCCCCAUUUGUCUGGCUUGUUGGCAAUAUACUGUCGAGGAGUGCCAGCCCGUGUUCCCUUGUAUGACACCAUAACUGCAUCGACACUGUGUUUGUGAGUGGAUGGGAUCAGGAGACACUGCUGUCGUAGCGUUUCAAACAGUGGACGGACUUUACAGAACCAUUCUGUAUUGUCAUGGGUCUGAUGAGCAUUGUCACUGAAAUGGACGUAGCGGCGUAAUAACUUGAACCGUUUCAAUGGCAUGAUGUCAGCUAUCAAGCUGCAACGUGAGUCGUGGUGCCAGUAGUCAUCUAUGGCUGGGAAGUUGAAAACACCCAUAUACAACAGAAUCGCCAGGCUCUUUUCAAUUUCUUCAGCACUUGUUUUGAUCGGAUCCCCAACUCCUGGGCAGAAUACAGCAUUGUAUGGUGAGCAAUGUGUUCGAUCAUCUGGUCAGUGAACAGUGCUUUGAAGUACUGGAAGGGUGUCCUCACAUCAUCAAUUGAUUUCGACAGGAUUUAGAUCAUACUUAUAUGACUAUUUCAGCAUAUUAUAAUAAAAAAAACAUUCAAUAUAUCCUAAUAACGACAAUGAACUCACAGAAGUUGUAUUUAUUCAUAGCAAAUAUAUGUUUUUAUUAUUAUUUCAGCUUAGCUUGCACUAAUUUUACCAUAAAUCGACAAACAACCCAUUUGAUAGAGCAUGCUUUUAGAAGGGAAUGCAAUCAUUCUUGUAGAACUAUUUCAGGAUAUUAUAAUGAUAAAACAUUCAACAUAUCAUAGUGACAACAAUACAUGAACAUAAGUUGUAUUUAUUCAUAGAAAAUAGCAUUUCUUAGAUUACUUUUGUUUAGCUUGCACUACUUGUACCAUAAAGUGACAAACAAACCAUUUGGUAGAGCAGGUUUUUAGAAAAUUAUUUGACCAAAAUUUCCAUGUAUCAAAAGGAACCCACUACACUAGCAUGUGGUUUUGACAAAGGGUUUGAGGAUCUCUCUGGCUACCACAAGGAGGUGCCACCCCAGGCAAUUUAUCCAUUUUUAGCAGAAACCUGCUGGAAGUCAAUUUGUAGAACCCAAGCAAUGCUCUCUCAUUUCAUCAUUUUCAUUUCCUCCUUGUUUCCUGAUAUUGCUUUCAUGCACAUGCUGGAGGCACAACAAACCAUCCGGCCACGGCAGGUAUGACUGCACCAUCCUGGAGUAACUUAUUUGUGCUGCAGAUACCAUGCUACCUACCUAUGAUGCUGACUGUGUAAAAAUAGAAAACUAGCCAUUAAUCUUCAAGUAAGGAUGUGGAGAGGGAAGCAGGUGAAAUUGAGUUACAACUGUUAUUGCUUCCAAACGGGGAAGGAUAAUAUCCCUAAAGGGUGACUGAAUGUUUUUUACACUCAGGUGACUGUAUAUUCCCUUUGUUUUUUUGAGUAGUACUUGUGUGUAAUACUCUCGCUUUGUACAAAGCUAAAGACUUCCUUUUGAUGUCAAAUAACAUUUCCAUGACUUUGUAUUUGUCUCUGAGUGCUUCACUUGCUUGACUUCGUGCUUUCUGCGUGUAAGUGUGAAUGGUUGUCUGGCUUUAUAUGUGCCAUGCAGUGAACUGUUGACCACUCCAGGGUGUAGGUUCUAUCAACUUUGUAAGCAGAAAUACACUAAAAUAGUUAAUUCCACAUACUGCAUUGCAUUUCAAAAUAUCUCUUGAGCAUGGCUGAGGCGUGUGCCAUUUUGGAAUGUGGCAGGAAUUGAAACUAAGCAUCUUUGAGAUUAGUCUGUUUGAUUCAUGUCUUGCUGUUUUUGUAACAUUGGUCACUGUCUUUAUCUACAUAGAUAACUAUAUGCAUAUCAACUCAUAUUCACUGUUCAUUAAAAAAUAUUUUGAAGUGACUUUCACAAUGAAAAUAAAGAUAUAUCACACUA